AGUCUUUGUUCUCAUUUUCCCUGUAACCAUUUCUCCGUUCAGAGAAAGAGAGAUUGAGAGAGAGAGAGAGAGAGAGAGCUGAGAAAAGCUGAGAAGUUCAAUUGUGUGUGAAAGAAGGAACUGGCGAGUUUGUUGGUUUCUAAAAGUGAAUUUGUGAGAGUUUCUUUGGUUUUCUGCUGUGGCUUAUUGAGAAGAAGGGAAAACGACGACGUAGGAGAAGGUGAGGGUUUUGUGAAUUUGACGAAGGAGUGUUUCAGAUGAGAGAUCUGUGGUGAAGGACUGUGGAAAUGGCAUCAACGGAGGCGACGAUGAAGGGGAAUUGUGUGAACCAUAACGAUAGUAGCAGGAACGGUGUUUCCGAGGGUCAGAAUGCUCAUUCGUCGUUCACGGCAAGAGAGGGGGAAGCUGCACUUUUCAGGGAGCUAUGGCAUGCCUGUGCUGGACCCCUUGUAACCGUGCCACGGGAAAGAGAACGCGUCUUUUAUUUCCCUCAGGGACAUAUUGAGCAGGUGGAGGCGUCCACCAAUCAGGUGGCGGACCAACACAUGCCAUUGUACAAUCUACCAUCUAAGAUCCUUUGUCGGGUUAUCAACGUGCAGCUGAAGGCGGAACCCGACACGGACGAGGUAUUUGCCCAGGUGACCUUACUUCCGGAGCCAAAUCAAGAUGAGAAUGCUGUGGAGAAAGAGCCUCCACCACCUCCGCCUCGGAGAUUUCACGUUCAUUCAUUCUGUAAAACUCUGACGGCCUCGGAUACUAGUACCCAUGGUGGGUUUUCCGUGCUGAGACGCCAUGCUGAUGAAUGUCUUCCGCCACUGGACAUGUCAAAGCAGCCACCAACCCAGGAAUUGGUAGCUAAGGAUUUGCAUGGGAGUGAGUGGCGAUUCAGACAUAUCUUUCGGGGUCAACCUCGUAGACACUUGCUUCAGAGUGGUUGGAGUGUUUUUGUUAGCUCCAAGAGGCUAGUUGCUGGGGAUGCAUUUAUAUUUCUAAGAGGUGAGAAUGGGGAACUUCGUGUUGGUGUCAGGCGAGCAAUGAGACAGCAGAGUAAUGUUCCAUCCUCAGUUAUCUCUAGCCACAGCAUGCAUCUUGGGGUCCUUGCAACUGCUUGGCAUGCCAUCUCCACUGGGACCAUAUUCACUGUUUAUUAUAAACCUAGGACCAGUCCCGCGGAAUUCAUUGUUCCGUAUGACCAAUAUAUGGAAUCCCUAAAAAAUAAUUAUACCAUAGGAAUGCGAUUCAAAAUGAGGUUUGAAGGUGAAGAGGCUCCAGAGCAGAGGUUUACUGGUACCAUUGUUGGAAUAGAAGAUGCUGAUUCACAAAGGUGGAGAGAGUCCAGAUGGAGAUGCCUCAAGGUGAGAUGGGAUGAAACAUCUAACUUACCUCGUCCUGAGAGAGUUUCACCUUGGAAAAUAGAGCCUGCUCUUGCUCCUCCAGCCCUGAAUCCUCAUUCAAUGCCCAGACCUAAAAGGCCUAGGUCUAAUGCAGUUCCAUCAUCCCCAGAUUCUUCGGUUCUUACUCGAGAAGCAUCAUCUAAGGUUAGCGUAGACCCUUUACCAGCAAAUGGGUUUUCAAGGGUUUUGCAAGGUCAAGAAUUCGCGACCUUGAGAGGCAAUUUUGCAGAAAGCAAUGAGUCUGAUACUGCAGAGAAGUCUGUCGUAUGGCCACCUGCAAUAGAUGAUGAAAAGAUUGAUGUUGUUUCUACUACAAGGAGGUAUGGUUCAGAGAGCUGGAUGUCAAUGGGGAGGAAUGAGCCUACAUAUUCAGAUCUUCUUUCUGGCUUUGGGGCCAGUGGAGAUCCUUCCCAUCUAUCCUUGGUUGAUCAAAUGAGCCCUGUAGGUUAUUCUGCUAGAAAGCAUUCGUUGGACCAUGAAGGCAAACAUCAUUUGCAUCAUCCUUGGCCUGUAAUGCCCUCUAAUAGUCUAUCACUGAACCUCUUGGACUCUAAUACAAAAUGCUCUGUAAUUGGUGGAGAUACAGCUUACCAAGCUCGAGGGAAUUUGAGGUACAGUGCAUUUGGUGAAUACCCUGUGCUUCAUGGUCAUAAAGUUGAGCAUCCGCAUGGAAACUUGAUGCCACCCCCACCCCCAACUCGGUAUCAGAGUCCUCCUUCCAGAGAGCUUAUGUCCAAAACAACGACAGGAAAAACUUGCGAGGCUGUGAAAACAAAAGAUGGUGACUGUAAGCUGUUUGGUAUCUCACUUAUCAGUAGCCCCACUGCACCCGAGCCUUCUGUAUCACAAAGAAAUGUUACAAACGAGCCAGCUGGUCAGACACAUCUUUUGUUACACCAACAACGAACUUUUGAAAAUGAUCAGAAGUCAGACUACCCCAAGGGCUCAAAUUCGGAAGGUGGUCUGGUUGCCAUUGAUGACGGGGAAAAGCCAUUACAAACUUCUCAGUUGCAUCUGAAAGAUGUUCAAGCCAAACCACUCAGUGGUUCUGCCAGGAGUUGCACUAAAGUUCACAAGAAGGGAAUUGCGCUUGGUAGGUCACUGGACCUUACAAAGUACAGUAACUAUGAUGAAUUAGUUGCUGAAUUGGAUCAGCUGUUUGAAUUUGGAGGUGAAUUAUUGUCAACAAAGAAGAAUUGGCUUAUUGUAUAUACUGAUAAUGAGGGUGACAUGAUGCUUGUAGGCGAUGAUCCAUGGCAGGAGUUUUGUGCCAUGGUUCGCAAAAUUUAUAUCUACCCAAAAGAGGAGAUUCAGAAAAUGAGCCCGGGUGCCUUGAGUUCAAAAAUUGAAGAGAAUCAGUCAGCUAGCGAAGGUGGUGAUGCAAAAGAAGUUAAAUGUCAGCUGCAUCAGAAGUUAAAUUCAGAGAAUGGUUUCGAUGCCUAAUAAUUAGUAGAUCGUCCAUAGCUUAAGAGAUUACGGGCUGGAAAGUAGGGGACUGUCAUGAAGUCAUCCAGUUGGAGAAUGUGACUCUAAAUUCUUGAUUGUUUAUCAAGUGACUGUCUAGAAUCUGAAUAUAGAUGGCAUGAUAAAAGAGUAUCCAUCCAAUUUUGGACGUAUCCUGGAAUUGGUGCUAUAUGCCUCUGCGCAGUUAUACACCUAGUAUGUAAUCGUCGUGUUUUGAGCGAGGUGAUGUGCGGUGAUAUAGGCCUUUGCAUUUUUCAACAAUCGUACCUUGUACAUAGUUGUUUCCCUCCCACCCUCUGAACACCAACCCAUUAAUCAUUAAUGUAAUGUAGUUCAUAUACAAGGGCAGCCUUAUGAUUGGUAUCUAGUUUGUGAUUUUGAUUUUUAUUCUCAUAUUAAUCAUAAUUUGUGAGAUGAAAAUUGUGGAUAUUCCAAUUGCAUUUUGCAAGA
Molecule: messenger RNA, 3308 nt
Organism: Gastrolobium bilobum
Lineage: Eukaryota; Viridiplantae; Streptophyta; Magnoliopsida; Fabales; Fabaceae
Product: auxin response factor 2A-like
Exons: 15
Coding region: 288-2837 (849 amino acids)
Biological process (GO): regulation of DNA-templated transcription; response to hormone
Cellular component (GO): nucleus
Molecular function (GO): DNA binding; protein binding
Source: RefSeq, a predicted model, not a curated record